This is a messenger RNA of Rana temporaria (common frog), 1172 nucleotides long. RefSeq names its product methyltransferase like 21A (gene METTL21A). Gene Ontology annotation, cellular component: cytosol; cytoplasm. Gene Ontology annotation, molecular function: protein-lysine N-methyltransferase activity. Gene Ontology annotation, biological process: peptidyl-lysine methylation. Lineage: Eukaryota; Metazoa; Chordata; Amphibia; Anura; Ranidae. The record is from RefSeq and is a predicted model, not a curated record. The transcript has 4 exons. Bases 106 to 756 code for a protein of 216 amino acids.
CACAACUGAAAUACUAGUAAGUAUCACCACCGGGGCACCUAUACAAUGGAAAUCAUCGCUGUUUAUUCGGGUGUUGUGAGGAUUGAACAGAUCUAAUCUGAUGACAUGGCAUUGAUGUUGUAUGAUGAUACUGUACUCAGUGGCUUGAAGAGGUUUCAUAAUCCCAAUGCGGCCUACAACUUUGCCAACCACACAAUACGAAUCAAACAAAACUGGAAAGACCUGGGAGUAGCAGCUGUUGUCUGGGAUGCUGCAGUUGUUCUUUGCAUGUUCUUAGAAACUGGAGGCAUUAAUCUGCAGGGUCGCUCUAUGAUAGAACUGGGUGCAGGAACAGGAUUGGUUGGAAUUGUGGCUGCAUUACUUGGUGCUGACGUUACAGUCACAGAUCGAGAAGUAGCUUUGGAAUUUCUAAAGACAAAUGUUCAUGAUAAUCUUCCAGCAGAUCUUCUACACAAAAUUUCUGUGAAACCACUCGAAUGGGGUAAAGGAUUGGAGAAUUUCUCAACGUUUGAUGUCAUAGUAGGAGCAGAUAUCAUCUAUCUGGAGGAAACCUUCCAAGAUCUGCUGAAGACUAUUCUCCAUCUAAGUUCAGAAAAUACUGUUAUCUUAUUGUCGUGUAAGCUUAGAUACCAACGUGACCAUGAGUUCCUGGACAUGAUGAGACAACAUUUUCAAGUGGUUCAGGUCCUUUAUGAUGAGAAAGUUGAUGUCCAUAUUUUUAAAGCGAUGAAGAUAGGUCUGAGAGAAGAACUUUAAUGCAGAAAAAGAUUAUUAUAUGAGGCAAAGGUGUACAUUUUCAUUAAAUAGAAUCUGUUAAGUGGCACAGCUAAAGCUCCCAUCCAAAGCCGGAGACUGCCAUUAUGUGAUUUUCAGAAACUGUGCUGUUUCCAGGGCAGAAUAAUACAAAGCCAGGAUCCUGCCCUAAAACUAGCAUUGCUUCUGGAAACUGACCUAUAAUACUGGACUGAACCGAAAAAAAAAAAAAAAAAGCUAUCUUGACUGGUUCUCUUAAGGCCCCACUGGACAUUGGCUGCAUGGCAUUUUGCAAGUUUUAAUUUAAGUAUAUGGAUUACAUGUUGAUAUUUUUCAGUCUUUACCACUUGAGAUCCGCGCUAUAGACGAAAGACAUCCACAGCGCGGCUGUCAAGUGACGGGUGGACGUCCCUGGACGU